Puccinia graminis f. sp. tritici CRL 75-36-700-3 is the source of this 1094-nucleotide messenger RNA. RefSeq lists its product as uncharacterized. Lineage: Eukaryota; Fungi; Basidiomycota; Pucciniomycetes; Pucciniales; Pucciniaceae. Gene Ontology annotation, biological process: positive regulation of DNA-templated transcription, elongation; positive regulation of transcription by RNA polymerase I. The coding region runs from base 116 to 772 and encodes 218 amino acids. The record is from RefSeq and is a predicted model, not a curated record. Gene Ontology annotation, cellular component: CTDK-1 complex. The transcript has 5 exons.
UCCCCCAUCACCCCCUCCCCCAUCAAUCACUCAUUCUUGUUGACAUUGAGGCCUCUCCAUAUCUCUCAUUAGAAGUCCCUCCUGCCCAUCUCGCUCCGUUACCCACAGCUCCACAAUGUUUGCCAAGCCCACUUCCUCAGUCUUACUCCUUGCCGCUUUUUUGCAAGCGGCCGUCGGUAGCUUUGCUCUUAGCACCGAGAGUCCCAGCACUGGGCUCAGUCGCCGUCAAGGAAGCAGUUCGACCACCACGGUCACCGAGAUCAAGACCUUCACUGCUCAAUGGAGCCAAGUGUCUACGGCCUUCGACACCUGUCACCAGACCUUCCAGUCGCAAUCCACCAGCGUCGAGGUGGCCGUCCAGUCCGUCACCACGCUUCAUCAAACUUGCGAUCGCGUCGCUAGACAAUAUCCGUCCUGUCGAAACUGUGCUGGUGCCGUGCAAAGCGCCAGCCAGGAAGUGACCACCUUCAAGUCUCACAUCGAGCACUCCUUCACCACCUUCCAAGAGAUCCUGAAGACUGGGAAAGCCCGGUUUGCGUCCGACUGGCAAUCCAAGUUUGCCGCGUCGUUCCGCCAAUUUGACGGCUUCGUCAAGUCUGCCAACACCGCAUGCUCGUCCUUGAACCUCCAGUUGGACGUGAUCAUCAAGGGGCUCGGCUUGGACUUGAAUCUGUUCGUCGGCGUCAGCCUGAACUUGGGCGGGCUCCUUGGCGCAGUGGGCUCGCUUCUCGGCGGGAUCCUCCGCAAGAGAGAAGUCUUGCUCUUGAACUAAAAACAGCUCUCUUUCUCUCUCUCCACUCUUCUCGUCUACCUCCCCAUUCCGCGUCCUUCGAGCAUACCUCGGACCCUGGCCUCGACUACUCUUUGUGUCCCAUCAUCCUGCUUCCUUUAUCACUGAGCUCUCAAAAUAAACAUGCACAACAGACAUUCCUUCUCGUUGUUUUCUUUCCCAUUCUCGAAACGCAACGUAGUCUAUCAGUGCCACCAUGAUUCCUGAACCUACAUGGCGUUGCAAUGUAGAGUCUUGUCCCAAUGCUCAACACGAGCAAGCUGAGUCUGAGCAAGCAGGCGCAAGGUAAUCAAAUGAGCGAAGU